Messenger RNA from Scedosporium apiospermum, 990 nucleotides. Its product is annotated as 1,5-anhydro-D-fructose reductase. Gene Ontology annotation, cellular component: cytosol. Gene Ontology annotation, molecular function: aldose reductase (NADPH) activity. The record is from RefSeq and is a predicted model, not a curated record. The transcript is spliced from 7 exons. Lineage: Eukaryota; Fungi; Ascomycota; Sordariomycetes; Microascales; Microascaceae. Bases 1 to 990 code for a protein of 329 amino acids.
AUGAUUCCCCCGGAUUUUUUCGAAGUCAACGGCGCGCGGAUCCCAGCGCGAGGACUCGGGACCUUUCAGCCCAAUCCUGAGCAGUAUGGUCCUAAGAGCGUCAAGCAAUCCGUUUUGACUGCCCUAAAGAUUGGCUAUCGGCACAUUGACACCUCGUUGCGGUAUGGGGAUGGCCAAGGAGAGAAGGAGGUUGGUGAAGCUGUGAGGGAGAGCGGCGUACCCCGGGAGGAGAUCUUCAUCGUCUCUAAGCUGGAGAACGUGUACCAUGCCCCAGAAGAUGUAGAGGUGAAUAUAGACAUCAGUCUCAAGAACCUCGGGUUAGACUACGUUGACCUUUUCAUUAUGCACUUCCCAUAUGCCUAUAAGCGGACUGAGAAUUACGGAUCGGUCAGAGACGAGAACGGACGGCCCUUAAUCGACGUUGAGCCAUCCCGGUCCUUUGAUAUCACCUGGCGAGCCAUGGAGAGGCUAGUGGAUAUUGGGAAGACAAAAUAUAUUGGCCUUUCCAACUUUUCCUCCCCAAAGAUCCUCAGGUUGCUCCAGUCCGCUCGAAUCAAGCCGAUCUGCAAUCAGAUCGAGUGCCACCCGCAUUUCCCGCAGAAGGGCCUCGUGAAACUGUGCCAGGAAAACAAUAUCCACGUCACUGCAUUUGGGCCUCUUGGGUGUGUACCCAUUCCGGCCUUGGUCGGACGACAAGGUCCCGGCCCACUCGAAGACAAGACCAUUGCCGAGCUGGCGAAAAAAUAUUCCCGGACGGCCGCCCAGAUCAUCCUCUGCUACCUGCUCUGUCGAGGAAUCUCCGUGAUUCCCAAGAGUAACAACCCCAAGAGACUUGCGGAGAAUUUCGACUCUCGUUUUGAUCUCGCACAAGAUGAUUUCGACGUCCUCGAUAACCUUGUUGGCGAAAAUGGAGAAAGGGGAGUUCGGAAUUUUAAUUCCUUGGAGUAUCUUGGGUUUGACAAUUACAACGAGGAAGUGGAAGAACCAUAG